UCCCCAAAGACAGCCCGGUCGGGCCCGACGUGAAAGCCGAGGCCGCGCCCAAGCGCGCCCUGUACGAGUCGGUGUUCGGGUCGGGGGAAAUCUGCGGCCCCUCUUCCCCCAAAAGACUUUGUAUCCGCCCCUCGGAGCCUGUGGACGCGGUGGUGGUGGUUUCCGUGAAACACGACCCCCUGCCUCUUCUUCCAGAAGCCAAUGGGCACAGAAGCACCAAUUCUCCCACAGUAGUUUCACCUGCUAUUGUUUCCCCCGCCCAGGACAGUCGACCCAAUAUGUCAAGACCUCUGAUCACUAGAUCCCCUGCGUCUCCACUGAACAACCAAGGCAUCCCUACUCCAGCACAGCUCACAAAAUCCAAUGCGCCCGUCCACAUUGACGUGGGCGGCCACAUGUACACCAGCAGCCUGGCCACCCUCACCAAAUACCCCGAAUCAAGAAUUGGAAGACUUUUUGAUGGUACAGAACCCAUUGUUUUGGACAGUCUCAAACAGCACUAUUUCAUUGACAGAGAUGGACAGAUGUUCAGAUAUAUCUUGAAUUUUCUACGAACAUCAAAACUCCUCAUUCCUGAUGAUUUCAAGGACUACACUUUGUUAUAUGAAGAGGCGAAAUAUUUUCAGCUCCAGCCCAUGUUGUUGGAGAUGGAGAGGUGGAAGCAGGACAGAGAAACGGGUCGCUUUUCAAGGCCCUGCGAGUGCCUCGUGGUGCGUGUGGCCCCAGACCUUGGAGAAAGGAUCACGCUCAGCGGCGACAAGUCCUUGAUAGAAGAGGUGUUUCCAGAGAUCGGAGACGUGAUGUGCAACUCUGUCAACGCAGGCUGGAACCACGACUCGACACACGUCAUCAGGUUUCCACUAAAUGGCUACUGUCACCUCAACUCAGUCCAGGUCCUCGAGAGGUUGCAGCAAAGAGGAUUUGAAAUCGUGGGCUCCUGCGGGGGCGGUGUGGACUCGUCCCAAUUCAGCGAAUACGUCCUACGGCGGGAACUGAGGCGGACACCCCGUGUACCCUCCGUCAUCCGGAUAAAGCAAGAGCCUCUGGACUAAACAGACACGUUUCUUAUACAAAAAGAAAAACACACACAAGGAGUAACGCAAACAAACAAAGGGACAUUCAUGUGCAGUUGGGACAGCAAACCGAGUCCUGGACCUAAAAUCGAAUCAAAGACACAUUUAUAUCUAAUAGAGACCACAUCUGUACUCCUAUGGGAACAAUUGGAAUAGUGAUAUCCUCAAGGUGUAAAAAAUAUAUAAAUAUAUAUAUAUAUGUCAAAAGGUAGGAAAUGCAAAAAAGAAAAAAGAAAAAAAAAAGGCGAUAGUGACAGUUGGUGCUGUGAUGGCCGUGAGGUGUCCUGGGCCCCCCAAGGCCUCUGACCAAUAAACAAGCCAUGUGCGGUGGGGACACAGUCUCCCUACAGGUUCCAUUGCCAACAGCCAUCCAUGUUUCUUCUUCCUUUGUCUUUCUUUUUCCUUUUUUUUUUUUUUUUUUUUUUAAAAAAAGCAACAAACGAACACCUUGAAUCAAGUUUCUUUGCGUACAGAGGUUUGGUGUAUCUCUUUAGGCAGGGACCAGGCAGGACUUCAGAAAAACUCUCCUGAGCACAUUGCAUUUGAAAGACGUUAGACAUGAAAUUUUAAAUGUAGUUUGUACAGAAGUCACACUUUUUUGUCCGCCUCACUGACGUGAACUUGACUUUGUUUUUAAACUGAUCAGUUUUGCAAAGGGGCCAGAAUUAUUCCUUGUUAGAAUUGCUGCAAGUCCGCUGCUUUCCUACAAUUUUUCAAAUUUUAUAAUGUAUUAAAUACAAUAAACUCUGUUUAAAAAAUAAGGUCUGUGUGACGCACACGUAUUGGUGUGAUGCUGGAUUAAAAUGGAAUUUUUCUUUUUU
Molecule: messenger RNA, 1894 nt
Organism: Carlito syrichta (Philippine tarsier)
Lineage: Eukaryota; Metazoa; Chordata; Mammalia; Primates; Tarsiidae
Gene: KCTD1
Product: potassium channel tetramerization domain containing 1
Exons: 5
Coding region: 279-1052 (257 amino acids)
Biological process (GO): protein homooligomerization; negative regulation of DNA-templated transcription
Cellular component (GO): nucleus
Molecular function (GO): transcription corepressor activity; transcription factor binding
Source: RefSeq, a predicted model, not a curated record